Molecule: messenger RNA, 7293 nt
Organism: Solea solea (common sole)
Lineage: Eukaryota; Metazoa; Chordata; Actinopteri; Pleuronectiformes; Soleidae
Product: PDZ domain-containing protein 4-like
Exons: 8
Coding region: 2700-5465 (921 amino acids)
Molecular function (GO): protein binding
Source: RefSeq, a predicted model, not a curated record
GGAGGAGGAGGAAGAGGGUAGCAAAUGAGGUGUGGGUAAAAAUUAUGGGGGGCUAGAAAAGAGAGAGCUGUAGCCCAGCCCUGGAUAUGGAGAGAAAGAGGGUGGGGAUAACACAGAGACAGAGAGAAGGAGAGAGAGAUUAUGCAGUGUAAAAUCCAGCGGUGCUUCAGUGGUAGUUCAGCGUACAUAUCAGCAGGCUCCCUCACCACUGAGGAGCAGCCGCUUUUUGUGCUCCCCUCCCGGCUGCAGUGGGGGAGUGCAUUUACCGUCGCGCCCAAGGGGAGAACCCAAGAAGUAUCCUCCAAUCAGCCGUUAGUGAUUUCUCUCAUCUCGUGAGGGUCCUGAUGGUGAUUUAUCACUGACCCGAGACAGGCGCUGCAUUCUCUACUCAGCACUGUAGCCACCUGGAAUACUCACCAUGGUUUUUAUUUCUUCUCUUAAACACAAAUACCCUCCUGUGGAUCUUUCACACAGACUGACCGGAGGACAAAAGGAGGAUUUAAAUGGACUUACUGACUGCCUUUCUUGAAUAUCCCCCCUUUUCUCUCUCCCUCUGCAGAUUAAAGAUGGACUAACUUUUACAUGUGGAUUUUUGCCAUACGAGGGCAUCUUUUUUUGUUUACUCUGUGCUUUAUAGCUUUAUAGAGACGUUUUAUUCUGAAAGUACUAUAGUUCGCAUGUAUCAUUUUAGACAGUUUACUGCAAUAAUCAUGUAGGACGGAUACAUAGACAGAGACACACCUUCCUGCUGAGCAUGUCUCUCUGGGGAUUGCCCAGUGUCUGCUUUUGACUAUCAGAUUGUCUUUAGUGUUUCUCCGUGAGGUGGCAUGAGUUGAAACAGGCUGUGUUUGUGCAUGAUUUACUGGUCUGAAGCCAGAGCUCAGGAUUACACUGGUUCUUUUGUGCAGAAUACAGGUGUAGUCGAGCCUUGAAUGAGGAUCAGCAGCUCUAACACCUUGUCGCUGGCACCACACAGGGCCAUGGACCACUCAGACAAGCCUCUCCAGCUGCGACUUACAGUUAUCUGUCAGGGGAUUAAGAUAAAAGUUUGAGCAGCACGAUGAGAGGUCAAGGACCGAGGCUGGAGGACCGCGGAGAAAUUUAUUUCAGGUUAUCCUUGAGGAAUGCAGACUGAGGCUAAACAUAGAGUGAAAAGAAUACAGGGCUGGUUUUAUAUAUGAAAGCAUAGUAGGAGAAAUGAAACAUCACAGAUAAAUUGUCUGUGAAUACACACGUUUUUAUUAGCAACAUAAAACCUGUCAACAUAAGUCAAAUUAUCGGCUGAAUAAAAAGCAAACAGUGAUAAAUAGCCUCAAUAUCACCAGUAACUGAGCGAGCACAAAAUCAAAUUGAUCCAUGAAUUGGUUUCGAUAUUGAUUUCUGUCGAUUGCCAGGACAGAGUCUUACCUGAUCUCUACUAAAGAGGUCACUAAUUUAAUCAUAAUCCAUCAUUCGGCCUCAUUUCGGAGUGGUCAUCCCGAGUGCUGAGUAUGAGAUUUCUGCUUUGAGAAUCAAUCUAAUGCCUGUCAUUAUGUCUAACAACACACUCCUGCUGCAGUCUACAAUAGCAAUGUGUGCAUUAUAGAUUUCUGGGCGUGUUCUGUUUACACAUCUUUAAUUAUUUGGGGAAAUAAUGAUUUGGUUCUGCUGACAUUUAGAGGAAACUUGGCCGGUUGUGUGUGUGUGUAGUAAGACGUGUGAUGAUACACAUAUGGUUGUCUGUCUUGAUGCGUGUGGAGUUGUGCACACUUUUUACCAGUAUGUCCGCUGCACUCUGCUUAUCUUAGUUGCACAGGUGGGGCUUAAGGAUUUCGGUUGACGGUGUAAUGAUCGUCACUUUGCACAACUUGGUGAGUUACAUUCUGGGAAAUUAGGUUUUAACAAUGCAUCGAUCCUGAAGUGGAGGACCAGAGGCGGUAAAAAGAAGUUAUCACAGCACACACACACACAGACACGCAGUCAUCUUUCAGCAAUCCUGGAGAGUCUAGUAUGUGGGACGUUCAGUGUUGGAGUGAGGAAAGCAGGAGAAAUUCUUUGAUAGCUGCAUUGUUUGCAGAGCACUUGUUCAAAGAGCAUUGCUGAAUGUUUGCUGUUGGGGGUCUAGUGCUGGGAGUAAAAAAGACACAAAAGACAACAACUCAGAAACAGCGUGAGGGAGUUCAGCUGGAGUUCUGCUGGGGAAAAAACCUCUUCUAUCCUGCACUGUGCAACAUUAGCAAACAAAACAAAACUGUCUAUUGCAAGUGUCGCCUGUGAUUUCUGCAGUCAUUUGUCUCAUCGAGCCAGAAGGACUCUUACAAGACGUCAGAUCUCUAGGUCCAGUCUGCAGUUAUGAGAUAAUCCUGAAGUAAACUUGGACAAAUAAAUGGAGACAGAGAAGGACAAGUGCAGCUCUGAGACAACCUCCACUUUUAAAUCGACUUACAACACCUGAUUUGUGAAAAAGAAGAAGAAGAGGAGGAGGAGGAGAAGAGUGACGCAGCCAAUUAAACUGUGUCGCCAUCGCUGGCAGGGAUGAGCCGUGUGUGACUCUGAGGAGAAGUGUGAUACACCACAAUCCUGCGAAUGAGGGUGGGGCUCUCCCACUGCUACAGACAAAGACCGGUCCUGGUGUAGGACGUGGAGCGAGACGGCCCUGGUGUGACAAGUGGUCAGUGGCUUUUGGACUCGCAAGGUCCAGCACUGUGUCAAAAGUCACAAUGGGGUGCAACAUGUGUGUGGUUCAAAAGCCUGAGGAGCAAUACAGGGUCAUGUUCCAGAAGGGUCACAUAAACGACAUGCUGCGCUCUUUUGAUGCCGAUGGUCGACUAAAGGUGAACGGGAAGGAGCUGUCCCGGCUCUCUGGGGAUCCCACUCUGGACAUACGGGACCCAGUACUGGCCAACAUACUGAGGCGGGGGGCCCGCAGACGGGCGGGUCAAGCAGGAGCUGCAGCUGGAGGAGGAUUAGGGCUAGUGACCAUGGGCAUGGCUGACUGUGUGGACAGCUGCACCCAAACAGACAUCAGUUUCCAGCAUAUGUUGACUCUUAACAAGAGCGGCCAGCAUCCCUGUGGAGCUCCACCCCCACCUGACCCUCCUCCGUCCCCUCCCCUGCCACCAUUACUGGAGCCAUAUCUAUUCGAUGAACUCUUUGUAGAGCCUGUUUACUACGACCCCACCGACUACUUCGAUAUCACUCAGCAUGAAGUGGACAGGCAGGACGAGCUGGAGUAUGAGGAGGUGAACCUGUGCAAGUCUCGUCAGCAGGAUAAACUCGGCCUGACAGUGUGCUACAGAACCGAUGAUGAGGAGGACCUGGGGAUAUAUGUGGGAGAGGUGAACCCCAACAGUAUCGCUGCCAUGGACGGUCGCAUCCGCAAGGGAGACAGAAUACUACAGAUAAAUGGAAUGGACGUCCAGGACAGAGAGGAAGCAGUAGCUAUUCUCACCCGAGAGGACAGCACUAAUGUCUCCUUACUCCUCGCACGACCCGAGAUAGAGAAUGACAACCAGCUGGACCCAGAUGAGUUGGACCUGGAUCCACUGGACAACGAGGUCCAUCUGUCCAACAGCCACACAGCGAGAAACAGCACCUCUAUCCUCGGCGCUGGACCAGAUGCCGUUGCGGGUAGAGGUGGACCAGGUGGUCACGGUUUCUCGCUAAGCAGGGAUUCGCCUGAUUUGCUGCAGACCGUGCUGAGCAACAGCCAGGAGCUGGACAGUGGGGUGGGACGCACAGACGAAAGCACGCGCUACGAAGAGUCGUCGGAACACGACCUCCUGGGAGACGACCACACGAGUGCCUCCAACACAAACGCCACCAACACACCUGGCAGCAUGCGUAAGUUUUUGUCGAGUAGAGGGGACAGUCCGCCCUUGCUGCAGUCCCAGGACCUCCAGUUCAGCACUGACUCCCUCUUAGGGUUGGAUUGCGUCAGUGGAGGUGGGUUGGAACAGGUGGAGCGACUGGAGAGGAGCUACAUGGCAGAUCCGAUGAGGGUGAUGAUGCCUGGGCUGACGGAGGAGGAGUGUGAGAGGUACAAAGAGCUGCUGGAGAUCAAGUGUUACUAUGAGAAGAACAGUAGCGCCCUGCAGAUACAAGAUGGGGGCUGUGUCCCACUGGAUGUGAAUAGGAAUGAGAGCCUGACGCAGCACGAGAUGGCUCUACUGGAAGAGGAACUGCGCCACUUGGAGUUCAAGUGUCGUAACAUCCUGAGGGCACAGAAGAUGCAGCAGCUGAGGGAGCGAUGUCUGAAGGCUUGGCCUCUAGAGGAAAAGAAUGGAGCAAGUGCAGGUACGUUGGUCAGUGAGGACACCUGUCACCACGCUCUGUCAGAUAUCAACGAGCUUCCAGAGAGAGAGCGCUCAGAUAAAGACAGUACGAGUGCCUACAACACUGGAGGGGAAAGUUGCAGGAGCACACCUCUGGUCCAAGAACAGUACCCAUCACAUUCUAAACAGAGCCUGGAUGGAGGAGAGUCUCUUUACUCAGCAGGUAUGCAGUGUUCAACAUCCACCAGGCAGAAAGAGAAGGGAACCAGGCCCGAAAGAGGGGAUGGGGUACAAGUGAACUUGAACCAACUUUACUCACACACUCACAGAAGAGCAGCUGAUGCUAAGACAUCCAGUCCUGGAGCUAAAGUUAGGUCACUGUCCCGGGAUGGAGGAGCAAGGAGGGGCUCAGAUGGUGGGAUGAGGCGUAACCCAAAAGCCAGCGUGACAGCAGAGAGGUCUGGCGGACGCAGUGCAGAAAACAGCCCCUACCUGUCCCGUCGUCAAACUGAAACAAAUCCACCUCCGCGCUACCUGAGCUGCAUGCAACUGAGGUCUCUGUCCACCACCGAGCAGCUUGGUGGACUCAGAGGGACUCUCAGAGAGGGCAGCAUGGAGACUGAGGGAGAUGCCAGCCCGAUGAGCUUGGGGAGCACAUGUAAAGGUGUUGCUCAGGCUCCAUCUGCCGAACCAUUACCCUUGUCCCCUUCUAUGAUGCCUACCUCCCCUCGUAUGGAGUGGAAGGUGAAGAUCCGCAGCGAUGGCUCGCGCUACGUGGCCAAGCGGCCGGUGAGGGAUCGUCUCCUGAAGGCGCGCGCCAUGAAGAUCAGAGAAGAGCGCAGCGGUAUGACGACGGACGACGAUGCCGUCAGUGAAAUGAAGAUGGGCCGCUACUGGAGCAAGGAGGAGCGCAAGCAGCAGCUACAGAAGGCCCGAGAGCAGCGGCGGCGCCGAGAGUUCAUGGUGCAGAGCCGCCUCGACUGUCUUAGGGAGCGCGAGAGGGAGCAGGGUGGCAGUGGUGGACAGCAGGGGGCGACACAGCAGCAGGAAGCGAACACUAUCCUGGAGCUUUGCCACCGCAGGAGCAUGAAGAAGCGCAGUCGCAGAAUCCUGGACAACUGGAUCACGAUACAGGAGCUGUUGGCUCAUGGGGCCAGGUCUGCUGACGGGAAGAAAGUCUAUAACCCCCUGUUAUCUGUCACCACAGUCUGAGAUUGAAUAACAGCCAAGGUUGGAAGCAGAGAGCCAGGGAGAGAUAAGAAAUGUUUAGAUAAGAAAUGUUUAGAUAGAGCCAAAAGGAUGAACACAGCCUCCUUCAGUACAUCUGAGCACAAACUUUCGUCUGCAGCAGUGCAGCGACACUCUGACACGGACGUCAGCGAUGGAGAUUUAAAAUAGCACACCUUAAAUCGUUGGACUGGAGAGAGAAGAAGCACAUGACUGAGACUGUCAGGGUUCGUGUGUCCAGUAACAAUCACAUCUUCCAAAAAUGAAGAAACAAAUCACACACGCAUAUUUACAAUAGCACUGCGGUGAAGCCACCCUUCAUUGCAUAAUCACAAAUUCAUAUUCACUCAAGUCACAGUGUAUUUGUCAUGAAGGCACAGUGUAUAAAACGUAGCAGCAGUUAAUGGUACAGUUGCAUGUUGCAGCUGAAUCAGCCUCUGACUCAACAGACUCAUUUACAUUAACUGUCACAAUGAAAAGCAACAAUUCAUACAAUCAGGCGACUGUGUCAUUAUUUUUAUUUUACUUUGCUGCCAAAUGAAAAUAAUUUCACCUACAUUUUACACACUGGGCCUUUUAAAAAUGUGUCUGACUGUGUGGAUGUAAACCAGUCAGGAAAAUGCUUUCCAGUCAUUUCAUGAUGUUUUACUUUCCACGUGUGACGCAUUUCAUCCAAAUUAGAUGAAUUAAAAGAAAACAGGCCUGUUUGGGGACCGGUCCAGGGUGUGAUCCCGCCCUUCCAUUGUGUCAGCUGGUUUUGGCACCAACGGCACACACGUCUCCCUAAAGUGGAGGAUAAAGUGAUAGAAGAUGAGUGAGUGAGGCCUGCUGGGAGAUGAGGUGGAACUGAACAUACUUACAUUUUUCAGAGUGAGAACGCUGCAGCGGGAAUUGUCAUUCAUGAAGUGUAUCUAGACGAGGAAGAGAUGCGGUGAUGGAUGGCACCACCUGCUGUUCAGCCAUUAGACACGUGUUGUACAACCUUCUUUGAAAAAAAGAAAACCCAAGAAUGACAGAGGAGACAAAAGUCUGAUGCGUGUUCAGGAACCAUGCAGCUGUGAAAAAAGAAAACACUUCUGUGCCAUGAAAUUGUAUAGUUAGUGUCCAUUCAGGAUCUGUUUUUCAAAGCAACAUCAUGUGUCAGUUAAUGUAGUAGAGACAUUUUUCCUUAUUCCUGUCGUCUGCAUGUACAAAUGCAACAUUUGCUGUCGCAGCACAAAGGCUUUUUGACAAUGACGAGCUGAGCCGUGCCUUUGUUUCAGGCUGAUUUACAGCACAACUUUCCAAGUCUUAAGGACUGAAAUACUGUAGCUAAGAGAGUUCAUGUUGAAGCACAGAUUCUGACAGGCCAUAUCGAGAAAUUAAAAAAAUAAAAAUAAAAAAUAAAAAAACACAGAAAGCACAAUGUCAAUUCUGCUUUACAUAGGUCAAAAUGUACUGCUGUUACACUUUUGUCAUCAGUCACAGUGUGAUCUCACGUCAAGUUCAAUGCAAAUAACUACUAUCCAUGUCCUGUCUGAUGCAUUUCCAAAUCAGAUUGAGAAAUGUGUUUUGACUUUUUAAUCCGAUGCUCUCUCAGAAACACAGAAGCUGAUUUUUUUCCAUUUGGCUUAGAUGCAUGUUUUGAUAUUGACACCUUGUAAUUUGAGACCACGCGCCUUUAACAUAAUAAUGUAAUUGUGAAUGUCUUUCUAUGAAUGUGUUCAUUGCAUAAAGAAAAAGAAACACAUGGUGUAUUUGUUUGUUGAAUAUUGUGACGUCCAGUGUCUGCCAUUUUGCAGUGAAAGCUUUUCUAAAUAAACGCUGUGAUCAU